AUGACAUCGUCCAUCUCAUCCGUGCUUGUUGAUUGUCUCAAAUGUUUCAACGGCCUGAUGACUCGCCCCAAGUUGGCUACAUAUGCGGAUGAGGUCCACACAGAUUCAUGGGUUGAUGAACUCGGAAGGUUGCGAAUCUGGGCCGCGAACAUCGGCGCUCAUCAAACAGGACAUUCGUCGCUGGAUUAUCGGCUGAGAGAUGCAUCCCAUAUUAGGGCCCAAACGAUCAAGCUCCUUGAGCGGCUUCGGCGAACACUCGAAGAUGCUAAUGAGUUCCUCACCGAAGGCGAGGAAGAACAUGAGAACAUGUUAGUCGAUGAUGAAGAGGAGACAGAGCUUCAACAGAUAUACCGUGGUCUGGUCAAUACCAUUGAUUGUCUGUUCCAAUUGAGCAUGACCAUCCGCAGGCCCGCCAGUCACGACAGGCUCCUGGGAAUCAAGAAGCUAGAUGCAGUCAUCUUUGAACCUUUUGAUCGCAACCAUGUAGUCAACAAGCAUCCCAACGCCGACAGUAUCAUUGUUGAUCGGCUAGGGGCCGCCAUAUCACGAAGGAGGGCCGCACUCAAAUAUCGAGAAAGGCAUCAUGCCAAGCUCGGAAAAGGCAUCGAGCGUACAGUUGAUGAUAGAAAUGACCGAAGUGCUUGGGACGACGGGGACGAGCAUCACCUGUCAGAAACUAUUGCGACCGAUUUCCAAGAAUCUCAUAUUGACUUUGAGGAGACCGCGUCAAACUCAGGGGCUUCUCAGACCUCCUAUGCUCCUAGUCUUUGGGAGAGCAGCGACAAGAUUACUGUUCCACACCCACCGAGGGAUUCAGCCGGUGGGCAGCCCUUCAAGUGCCCAUACUGUUUCUUCAUCAUCACAGUCUCGAAUAGGCGAUCGUGGACCCGGCAUGUCUUCAAGGAUUUGAUGCCCUAUGUUUGUGUCUUCCAUGAUUGCUCAGCUCCGAACAGACUUUACGACAGUCGACGCGAAUGGUUUCAACACUUACGGACAAAACAUAUUCCAUCUGUCAACCCAGGUAAACCCGAAGGCUGCCCACUACGCUGUGGAGCUGAUGUACCAGUUGUCUUGCUUGAAAGACACCUAGGUCGUCAUUUAGAAGAACUAGCCCUGUUUGCCCUCCCGAGAACUGACAAUGAAGGUGAAGAAAAUUCCAACCAGCCACAAGCAUCUCUCGUCCCAAUGGAAGAAUUGGAUGAAGAGGAUAGUGCCUCUUCCGACGAAGGGAUAUUCGCUCUGAAUUCAUGGUCUAGAGGCGUCUUUCUCGAUCCGGAACACUCAGAGGAGAUUUCCAUAGAGCCAAACUCAUCUCCUCCCUCAACGUCUUCGACAAUAGGGCAAUCAUUAAAUGAGAAUAAGCGCGACAAUCACGACCAACAGUCGAAAGAGGAGGUUGACGCCGAUGACAUUCCUGAGACCGUCGACUUGAGUGGGAACGAUCAUGGGUUCGAACUCUCUAUUCCCACGAGACCUCGCCCAACCUCUCGACCGCCAUCGGCACCAAGUCUACCUCUCUCAGUGGCCCCUCCCCCUCCUCGAGCUCGGUCGGAGGAACGAAUCCAGGUCAGCAGGACGCAAACCCGGAAUGGCCGCACCGAAAACGAAGACAUUAUCAUCGAUCGCAAUGAAGGGCCAAGUGGCCAUGUAGCUCCUCUUCCACCUCCUCCUCGUGAUGCAUCCUAUGACCCUCCAGCACCUCGUCGCGAUCCCUAUCGCGGCUACGACCGGGACGUGCAGGAAGAGACCGAAUACUACGAUAACCGCACUCUCGAACAAUCCUACAUCGGGGAAGGCUACCACGGAGCGACUCGAGAUUGGGCAAUAGUUGACGUUCCUUCGGGCACAAACCGCGUCCGAAUGGACGGAGCCGGAGGCGUGAGUCAAGAAAUAAGCUGGCAGAGGUAUAAUGGCGUACGGAGGAGCAAAUUUAUACCUGAUAGAGUCAGUGAUGAAGGUUGUGGAAGUGAAGUCGCCAGUCCUCUUCCAGCUCCUGCCCCCUUACCUGCGCCUCUGUCGCCCCCUGCUCCCCUUCCCGCUUCGAAUGGAGAGAUUGGACGGCGGUAUGGCAAAGAGCGUGAUCCGAAAGAAGGCCUAUGGACUGAGAUCACAAAGGAUUUGGUUGUGAAGGAAGCGAUUCAAGAAAUUGGCUACGAAUAUGAGGAGACUGAUGACUUCUACUAUAUUAUUGGCUAUCUACGAUACGAAGAUGUUGCUCGCCUCGUCGGGCUUUCCGAAGAUAUCCGCAAAGAGCGGCGCAAGCAAAUCAAAGAGCUUGGGUGGGAGAACCGAGUUUUGCCCUCCCCUGUCGUGGAUAAACCACAGCCACUUACCAUUGAACCUCCACCCCUUCGCCCUCGCCAAGAUUGGGACCGACAGGAGGAGAGGUAUGUCGAGCGCGAGGUGGUUUAUAGAGGAGGUCGGCCCCCACCACCGCCCGGGUGGAGACGUUAA
Messenger RNA from Rhinocladiella mackenziei CBS 650.93, 2454 nucleotides. RefSeq lists its product as uncharacterized. Bases 1 to 2454 code for a protein of 817 amino acids. Lineage: Eukaryota; Fungi; Ascomycota; Eurotiomycetes; Chaetothyriales; Herpotrichiellaceae. The record is from RefSeq and is a predicted model, not a curated record. The transcript has 2 exons.